CCUUCGCUCUGUACGUGCACAUAAAACACAGUGGCGUUCCUAGCUUCGCCGUCCGCUGUCGGAAUUCUUGCAGGAAAGUAGUUUUUCAAAGUGGCAGAGCCCGAGAGAUUGUGUGUGUGUGUGUGUGUUUGUAAACGACCAGACAGUGGAUGGGGGCGGCAUUCCAGAAGCUUUUGGCUGCUCCCCAGAGUUGGCAGAUCCUUUGCGCUUCCGCCAGCUCGCUUACCUUGACGUUUCCGAGACAUAGAGGGAGGGAGUGAGGGAGAGAGAGACCGAGGGUCGGUGUGAAUGAGUCACAUUCUCAGGCGAGCACGCAGUAGCGGCACAGCAGCUCCGCUGUUCAGCUGAUAUCCUUCCGGCAGUGGCUGAGCCAGUCUCCAGGAGAGAGAGAGAGAGACUGUGGGAGACAAGGGGCGGGGAAGGAUCCCUCCUACCACUCUCUCUCUCUCAGACACACAAUCUCUCCCUUUGGUACCUGUUUGCAGUUUGGACGGACUGCAACACCUGAGGCAAGGGAGGACGACAGCCAGGAGGAGGCUCUACAAACCCAAACUCCUUUCAAAUCUCAAAAGCCCACAAAACAACUGUACUCCAGUGCCGAGGAGGGGGAGCUAUCUGACUAUUGAUCGACUCCAACUUUUUAUUUUACUUCCCCAUCGCCCCCGACCAACCCAUCCCUCCGCUUAUUUGCCAUCGCUGCUGCCCUGGACCCUCAGACCCGAUGGAGGCCGGUGUGGAAGACCCUUUAGCCGGGAGGACUGGAGCCUGAGUUUGCUCGUCCUGUUUUGUUUUUACAGGUGGAGAUUAUUUUUGUUAUUUCUCCCCAACCUCCGCCUUUUUUCGUUUCACUGUUUGCCGGGGGUUGGUUUAUUUACAGUCCUGCGAACUUGUGUGUGUGUUUGUGUGGUUUUGUAAAAAAAAUUAAGAAUACACAAGGAAAGGAGGUCGAAGUUGAAUGGGGAACCAGGUGGAGAGACUGACCCAUCUGAGUUACGCCGAGGUACCUACGGCGGAACCGGCCGGGACGGAGCCCGGGCCCCGCAUCGGGGUCUCCUACAUCUUUUCAGUGGAUGAGGACGAUGAUUUGGCGGACGAGCCGGUGGCCGGAGAGACGGGGUCGGGUAGGGGUCCAGCCGCCGGCGGCGAGAGGGAGUGUGACCGGGAUAAAGAGGAGGACGGCGGGGACACGUACGACCUCCUGAACGAGGUGGAGUGCUCCGUCUACUACCGGGACCAGUGCAUCUACGAGAAGAGGAGGAGAGCAGGCCGCUCGGCCAAAGGAGACGGCCAGGAGCUGCUGACCCCUCAGCCGGCCGAGAUCCUGCUGGGAAGGUGCCAGCCCGGAGACCUGGUGGAGUUCGUGGCGGCGAGUCAGUGCCCUCAUUGGGCCGUCUAUGUGGGCGACUUCCAGGUGGUACACCUGCACCAGGCGGAGAUCCGCAACGACUUCCUGACGGAUGCUAGCCAGGGCCGGAGGGGCCGCCUGGUCAGCCAGCGGUACCGCUUUAAGGCGCUGCCGGCCGACGCCGUGGUCCGAGCCGCCCUGCAGCAGGUCGGCGUGCGGGGGGCUCAGCUCCGCUGGAGUAGCUCCGAGUGUUUCGCUGCCUGGUGCCGCUGCGGCCGCCGAGAGUUCAAGGUUGGCGGGGAGCUCCGCAUCGGCAAGCAGCCGUACCGCUUACAGCUUCACCUGUCCGAGCACAGCAGCCACACGCUCGAGUUCCAGAGCCUACAUGACCUGAUCCUGGAGAAACGCCGCAAUGACCAGAUCGGCAAAGUGGCUUUGAUCCGGGAACUGGCCGCCCAUCUGCACAGCGACGAGCAGCAGAGGACUGACCACUGACACCCCUGCUGAGGGGAUCAAGUACCAACCUGCGACAGACCCACCAUCCCAAUACUGAGAGGGUUCAACCUGGGACAGACCCCACCAUCCCAAUACUGAGAGGGUUCAACCUGGGACAGACCCCACCAUCCCAAUAGUGAGAGGGUUAAACCUGGGACUGACCCCACCAUCCCAAUACUGAGAGGGUUCAACCUGGGACUAACCCCACCAUCCCAAUACCAAGAGGGUUCAACCUGGGACCGACCCCACCAUCCCAAUACUGAGAGGGUUAAACCUGAGACUGACCCUACCAUCCCAAUUCUGAGAGGGUUAAACCUGGGACAGACCCCACCAACACAGUACUGAGAGGGUUAAACCUGGACUGACCAUACUAUCCUACAUGGGUUAACAUGGGACUGACCAAACCACCCCCUACUGAGAGGGUUAAAUCAGGAAGCGACCACACCACACUUGCAAAGCAAAUCAAACCCGAACCUGGACCUGACCACCAUCACCUCCAAACUCCAGAGGCUUACAUCAUGGUCUGAUAACAUCAACCCCACAGAGGGUUAUACUUUAUUCCAGGACUGACCACGCAACCCUGCUUCCCACUGAGAGGGUUAAACCCUGGAACUUACCAUUCAAUCACUGGUAAGAGGUUUAAAUCCAGCCUACAACCACCCCCCAAAACCAAACCUGGUUAUCCCUUGGGAUUGACUACACUCCGCCCACUGAGUGGGUUAAACUGACCUCCUCCACAUGCCCAAUCUGAGACUGAUCACACAACACCCACAGAGCAGGUCAAAAACUACGAAUGACCACAAAACACUGAACCAUUUAAAAUCCGGGACUGAUUAUGACACAGACUGAGCAGAUUAAAACUCCAUAACACACAUUGAGAGGGGUAAAACCCAUACAGCCUGGGAUUGACACUGAGCAGGUUAACCAUCUCUGCCAACGUGCACCCCUCCUCACCAAAAAACUGGGACAUUUAUUGAUUAUUCAGGCUGGAAUGAAAAGUUUCACUUCAAGUUUCUUUCCUAUUUCCUCUCACCCAGACAAACUGAAAGGAAGCAUUAUCAAGUCGGUGGAUUGCACAAAAGUAAAAAUGUAAUCAUGCGUUAGCCACACUGUGUUAAUUUUCCUGCAACAUUCCUCAGUUAAUAUAAUCACCGUUUAUUGUGAUACUGGAGUGUUGGGGUUGUUUCGUACUCUUGAUAAUCUGUGACUUCUCUUGUUACUUUUCCCCAAACCACCCCCUCUUCCUCCCCCACCCCAACCCUCCAUCUUUUUAUAUUGCUUGGGUAGAUCAAACCCUUGCUUUAACUGAGAAUGAAAUAACUUCGCUUCAGAAGGGGAACAUUUCUCAGUCAUAACAGUUCCUUCAAAAUGAAGGGCAAAGUUUAAUAGUAGAAGGGGUCAGUUAGGUCGAUCUGAAGAAAGCAAGAAGUUAAAAACGGUUGUGGUGAUGGACAAUGCACACUGGGUUAGAGUGAUUCAGUCAGGAGCAUUCUGAAGUGCAUUAUUUGCCAACUAAAGCGUACAAAUACUUUAUACAGUUAGCUGGAGAAAAUAGCACCUACUGAUUUUAGUUUUUAAGUUCAGCUUCAAGCCCGUAUUGGUUUUGGUUGGUUUCCAUUGUUGAUGAUACAUGUUCCCAUGACACAUUGAAACAGAGUUUGAAGGUAUUCAUAUUUCUUGCACAUCUUUAUUGAGAUUGAAUUGAAUAUUUUUAUAAUGAUAUUUUUGAAUUUAUUGUGCAUUAAGUUAUGCACUAUAGUUGAUAUUUUUGCCUGCCUUACUUUUGAUGUGUGUGACAUGUCAAAGUUUUGCAAGGUUCUAAAGAUCAACAGAAUGCACAGACCAUGUAUUGAUAGUGUCUAAAUAAGCACUUGUGUACAUUGCGAAACCAUGUAAUAAAAUGUUGGAAUAUGUGAUUUUC
Molecule: messenger RNA, 3761 nt
Organism: Stegostoma tigrinum
Lineage: Eukaryota; Metazoa; Chordata; Chondrichthyes; Orectolobiformes; Stegostomatidae
Gene: lratd2a
Product: LRAT domain containing 2a
Exons: 1
Coding region: 956-1840 (294 amino acids)
Source: RefSeq, a predicted model, not a curated record